GGCAAAAGAGAAGCUAUAAAAGGAAAGCGGUGAGCUGCAGAAACCCGCCAAUCGGGAAGUAAUGGGAGGGAGGGAGUGAGCUGGGAUUCGGAUUGGGAUUGGCUCUGCUAGAAUGAAUGAUGAUUGAUGUCGAUGAAUGAAGGAAUGGCAUUGGCAGUGGGGUGGUUCUGAGCUAGGGAUGGCAACAAAAACCCGAAUUUACGGGUACCCAUCCGACCUAACUCGAUCAACGCGGGUAAAAUUCAUGUUGAGG
Messenger RNA from Linum tenue, 253 nucleotides. Lineage: Eukaryota; Viridiplantae; Streptophyta; Magnoliopsida; Malpighiales; Linaceae. The record is from the annotation of a GenBank genome assembly.